Haliotis rufescens (red abalone) is the source of this 2269-nucleotide messenger RNA. Its product is annotated as protein wech-like. The record is from RefSeq and is a predicted model, not a curated record. The coding region runs from base 21 to 1955 and encodes 644 amino acids. Gene Ontology annotation, molecular function: zinc ion binding; protein binding. The transcript is spliced from 3 exons. NCBI's taxonomy places the organism in Eukaryota, Metazoa, Mollusca, Gastropoda, Lepetellida, Haliotidae.
ACCUGCUUGUCUCGGGUAAGAUGGCGACCUCACAGAAGUUAACAGAACACUUUCUGACAUGCACGAUAUGUACAGAGGUGUUUGACAAGCCCUGUACACUUGUAUGUAAUCACGCCUUCUGUCGGAAAUGUGUCGUCAACUACACCAAAACCAGAUCAGAAGCCAUCAGUGCCAAGUCUCUCCUGUGUCCAUUCUGCAGCAAGAUGACGAAAGUGUCUGCCCCUGAGAGACCAGUGGAGGAGUGGGCAGAUGACGUCAAGCCUAGCUUUGUCAUCCAGGGACUCUUGGACUCGUUUGGCCCCGGAUAUAAAGAUACGACUCACUGCAGUUAUUGCAAGGAGGAAGGGGAGACAACUCCAGCUACAUCUUGGUGCUCUGUUUGUGACGAUGCACUCUGUGAACUAUGUAUUCGAGUACACAGACGAAUUCCAUCUUCCCGACACCAUGACGUAGUUGAUAUGUCUAGAGAGACAAAGGUUAGGGUCAAGAGAAAGGUCAUGUGUAAAGUUCACAAAGAUGAAAAUAUCAAAUAUAUUUGUAAAGAUUGUAAAACAGCAGUUUGUCAGACAUGCUGCACAAUCCAUCACAAGAAAUGUGACCUGGUUGUUGAAAUUGAGUCAGAGAUUCCUGCAAUGAAAACCGAGUUAAGAAGGAAUAAAGAGGAUUUGUUGAAGAAACAAGACGAGAUGAAAACACAUAUUGGUAAACAAAACUCCAAAGUCUAUGAAGCAUUAACACUUUACUUACAAAUAGAAUCGAAUAUCAAGUCUGCAAGUCUCGAAGCAAUAGAGAUGAUCAAAGUCAAGGAACGGAAACUUUUGGCUGAACUGAAAGAAAUGUCUGACAAACACAUUGGAGAACUGAAGGCAGACAUAAAGUCAGGUGAGAUGUCAGUACAGGUGUACCAACAACAGGCAGAGCUGAUAGACCAGACUCUACAAUCUGAGUGUGACAUGGGUGUGUAUGAGAUGUACCAGGGAUGUGAGGCCGGUGAUGUGGAGGCUGUCGGAGUCGCAGACGUGAAGGAGAAGGGAAGAAUAGCCAGGAUCAUGUUCAGACAGGACACGGACAAGCUGAGUAGAGCACUGGACGAUCUACAGCUGGGUGAGAUAGACGUCCUGUAUGGGUGUGUGCUGGACCUGAAGGCUACUCCUGUGUUACAGGACACCAUUAACAUCAGAGUAGCAGGAGAUACAUCUGGGGCAUACUCCAAUGACGUGACGGUGUUAGCGGUGACUGGUACAGACACAGUGGUAGUCACAGACUACUUGAACAACAGUGUGAAGUCCUUCUACAACAGGAACAAGCAGCCAUGUCACAGCAGGCUCAGUGUGGGUUGUCGUCCGUGGGCUAUAACAAAGUUAAAGGACAACCAGGUGGUUGUCACUCUGCCAGAUAACAGACGGAUUGUAACAGUACAAGUCAAUCCUGACCUGGUGCUGCUGUCAACCAUCACAACCAGCAAAGAGUACUGGGGUAUAACGUCUCUGACACCAUCAACACUAGCAGCAGGUUCCAACUCCCCUCCCUGUGUUGAUAUCCUGGAUAUGGCGGGACACGUGCUGAGGUCAAUUUGUCCAGGCAAACCUAGUAGAUACAUCUUGAAGUAUCCCUACUUCCUCUGUACCACGAGGACAGGAAACAUCCUGGUGUGUGACAGUGGAUCCAAGUAUGUCGUGUGUCUGACUCCCGAGGGAGAUGAGGUGUUCACCUACCGCCCUACAGGAGACGCAUACCCGUAUCCACAUGGUAUCACAAGUACCAGCACAGGCGACAUCCUGGUGACAGACUACCAUCUGCACAGAGUCCUCCAUCUGACUGAGUCAGGACAGUUUGUUAGAAACAUACUGACAAUGCUGGAUGGUGUCCAGAAUCCACAUGGAGUGUGUGUUUGUGGGCGUGGUCGUGUGUACGCGUGUACACUAGAUUCGGUGAAGGUAUUUACAUGUGAGUGAACAUGUCACAAUUCUCCUUUCAAUAAACUAUAGUCACGUUUUUGUUGGGUGAUUUAAGUGUAGUGAUAUGUGUCAUUGUGUAUUUACCUGUAAGCACAUUUCACCGUAUUUGGUAAAAUCACAUUCUACGUUUGUGUUGAAGCUCUCAUCUUAGCCUUACUAUUUGAAUGUGAUGAAUGAAGAUUUAACUUGUGUACACAUUCUCCGUGUACUGCUCCUACUGAGAUCUAUUCUGAGCAUUGUCUAACAUAAUAUAUUAUGAACUUCGAAUUAAAGUGGAUCAAUUAUUUCCGAAUACUAGAUCAUCCGUAUGA